UCUCUGUUCCUGAUGUUCCUCGAGUGGAGUGUCAGAAUCGUUUCAGCCAGUUAUAAGUCGUAUCGAGUUUCACACCCCGGUGAAGUUGGCUCUGUUUUUCUAAAAUUAAAAAGAAAUUUCUGAAGCUUUGGUCUUUGGACGUUCUCCAAAUAAUUUUGGAGUUAAGCGGCUUCAGAAAGAGCUCUAUCAUUUAAAACGCUGACGACCUUCAUGCCACUGGUCCACUACAACUGUUCGAGACAUCUCAGGCUCUUCUUGUGCGCCGUCUUCGCCCCGGUCUGCUCGGAACAUGUGGCCAUACCGGCCUGCAAGUCUCUCUGCCUUUCCGUAAGAAGAGACUGCGAGCCGGCCUUAACCAGCCUCACGCUACCGUGGCCGCACAUGCUGGAUUGCAAUCGCUUCCUCGAUCGCGGAAACACAUUGUGCGUGCAGCCACCGGACGAAACGUUGGACGAUACUAGUUCACCGAUACUGCCAACCGUUCAGCAGCAGUGGCCGGCGAUCCACGAACGACCGCCGCAAAUCUCCACGCGAAUACAACAGCAACAGCAACAUCAUCAAUGUCCACCGCAUUUUGUGCAGAUACCCGAUAUGGAAAUGAUUUCUUGCGCACCGCGUUGCGGUACCGACGCGUAUUACCGCGCGGAAGACAAAAAAUUCGCAGAGCGUUGGAUGACCGGGUGGGCAUGGCUGUGCUUCCUGUCGACGCUCUUCACCCUGCUGACCUUCUGGGUCGAUCCGUCCAGAUUUCGUUACCCCGAAAGGCCAAUAGUCUUUCUGGCGCUCUGCUACAAUCUCCUCUCCGUGGCUUACAUCGUGCGUGGUGCGGUUGGCGCUGAAAAUCUCAGCUGCGUGAGUCAGCUCGAUGGGCCGAGUUACGUUCCAGUCCGCGAUGCUUUGAAGAGCGUUCCCUGUACAAUUUGGUGGCUAAUCAGGUACUAUCUGGGACUAGCCAGCAACACGUGGUGGGCGGUGCUGUGCGGUUGCUGGCUGCUGAGCGCUAGAAACGAGUGGAGCAGCGAAGCUCUUCACAACAUCGCAUCCUAUCUUCAUGCGGCCGCGUGGAUUCUUCCAAUAUUUUUCACAGGAGGAAGUCUGUUGUCGCGCAACGUGGUGGCAGACGAGCUGACCGGCCUAUGUCAGAUCUCCGACGAGUCAGCGCUGUGGCUGGAAGUGCUGCCGCACGCCGUGCUGUUGUUGUUGGGCUGCGUGUUUGGUAGCGUUGCUGGAAGCGCGCUGGUACGCGUGCGAAGGGCUGUGCGCUGCGCCGGUCGCAGCGCGACGAAACUGGAGCGCCUGAUGACGCGGCUGGGUAUCUUCGCGCUAUUGUACGCGUUGCCGGCGCUGGGCGGCCUCGCCUGCGUGCUGCACGAGGCCUCGGUGAGGCCGCGAUGGCGAAAGCUGGCGUUGCUGGCCGCGCUGGACUGCCGCUCGGCGCAGAAUUGCGCUCCUGGCCCGGUAUACCGUGCCGCCGGCCUCGAAGUUGCCCUUCUCAGGCUCUUUCUGUCCCUCGUGGUCGGCGUCACCUCCGGCAUGUGGGUAUGGUCCGGCAAAACCUGCCGCGCCUGGAGCAGACUCCUCGCCGCGCCCAGCAAACCCGCCAGGAUACAAAGUCCUUUCCAGGGCUUCAAGCAGGACGACAACAUCGCUUGACGAUCUUAGAUUUAUUCUAACAAUGCGAUACUUAAAAGACGUUGAAAUUAAUUUUGUGGAUGUGCUUUAAGUAUUUUGAGAUGUUUCCACGAUAUUGGGAUAUCUUUUUUGAAAGAGAUUAAUUAGAACGGUAGUGCAUAUUGUGAUUUUUUUUUAUUUAUCUAUCGGAUCAUAUAUUAAGGCUCCUGGUCCCGUAUGUUUAGGCUUUGUUUUA
Molecule: messenger RNA, 1867 nt
Organism: Temnothorax curvispinosus
Lineage: Eukaryota; Metazoa; Arthropoda; Insecta; Hymenoptera; Formicidae
Product: frizzled-9-like
Exons: 6
Coding region: 211-1653 (480 amino acids)
Biological process (GO): non-canonical Wnt signaling pathway; canonical Wnt signaling pathway
Cellular component (GO): plasma membrane
Molecular function (GO): Wnt receptor activity; Wnt-protein binding
Source: RefSeq, a predicted model, not a curated record